AUGGCUGCUCCUAUUACCUCAAGGACGGAGACUCUCCAGAAGUUCCUCAAGCUUGAUCAGAAGGGUAUGAUCAUGGCUGAGUACGUCUGGGUUGAUGCUGAGGGUGGUACUCGAUCCAAGUCCCGAACUCUCCCCGAGCAGGACUACAAGCCUGAGGACCUUCCUGUCUGGAACUUCGACGGUUCAUCAACCAACCAAGCACCUGGCGAGAACUCUGAUGUCUACCUCCGACCCUGCGCCGUCUACCCGGACCCUUUCCGUGGAUCUCCCAACAUCAUUGUGCUCGCCGAGUGUUACGAUUCAGACGGUACUCCCAACAAGUAUAACUUCCGCCAUGACUGCUUGAAGGUCAUGAAGACAUACGCCGACGAGGAGCCUUGGUUCGGUCUUGAGCAGGAGUACACCCUGCUCGGUGCUGAUGACAGACCCUAUGGCUGGCCCACUGGUGGUUUCCCUGCUCCCCAAGGAGAGUACUACUGUGGUGUCGGUACCGGCAAGGUUGUCCAGCGAGAUAUCGUCGAGGCUCACUACAAGGCCUGCUUAUACGCCGGUAUCCAAAUUUCUGGAACAAACGCUGAGGUUAUGCCUGCCCAGUGGGAGUACCAAGUCGGUCCCUGCACCGGCAUCGAGAUGGGUGACCAGCUCUGGGUUUCUCGCUUCUUCCUUCACCGCGUUGCCGAGGAAUUCGGCGCAAAGGUUUCUUUGCAUCCUAAGCCCGUCCAGUCGGGCAGCUGGAACGGAGCUGGUUUGCACUCGAACUUUUCCACCAAGGCCAUGCGUGAAGAGGGCGGUAUGAAGCUGAUCGAAGAGGCGUUGAAGAAACUCGAGCCUCACCACGCUGAAUGUAUUGCUGAGUACGGCGAGGACAACGAGCUUCGCCUCACUGGCAACCACGAGACUGGUUCCAUUGACCAGUUCACCUGGGGUGUUGCCAACCGUGGCACCAGCAUCCGUGUUCCUCGAGAAACUGCUGCCAAGGGUUGUGGUUACUUUGAGGACCGUCGUCCCGCUUCCAACGCUGAUCCUUAUCGGGUCACAAAGGUUCUCCUUCAGUUCUCUAUGGAGUAA
Messenger RNA from Fusarium pseudograminearum CS3096, 1068 nucleotides. RefSeq lists its product as uncharacterized. Gene Ontology annotation, cellular component: cytoplasm. The record is from RefSeq and is a predicted model, not a curated record. The coding region runs from base 1 to 1068 and encodes 355 amino acids. NCBI's taxonomy places the organism in Eukaryota, Fungi, Ascomycota, Sordariomycetes, Hypocreales, Nectriaceae. Gene Ontology annotation, molecular function: glutamine synthetase activity. The transcript has 6 exons.